UCGUCUGAUCCCUCGUCAGACGCGACGCGCCGCGAUCACGUACGGUGCACUACGUGAGAAGGAAGAAGGUUCGUACGUUCGUUCAGUCAUUUCGGACGUGAGAACGAAGAGAGGCUUGUCGUCGGUCGAGCACUGCCACUGACCUGCCGCGUGUGAAACUUUCCAUGCAGCGAGGGUGGAGGCAACACGUCCGAAGUGACUGACUGCAACGUGAUUGACUGAAAACACAUGGUCCGGUGAUCGUGAUCAUGAUUGCAAACCGGCUCGCACCGAUUCUCACCCUUAUCCUUGUGGUUCUGCUGUCGUCUAUCCACCACGGUGAGGCAAUAAUAUGCUACCAAGCAACAGCGAAUACGAUCCAAGAUGUGGAGAUCCAAUUCGACCCGUACAGUCUUGGAACGGUGAAUUGCAGUUUUCAACCACGUCUAGAACAUUUGAGCCAUUUGGAACCAACUUUGUGUCGAAAAAUCAGCCAAAAAGUGUUACGGGAAGAUCAGGGUUGUCAGAGGUUGCGGAUACAUUACGGACGAAAAAGACAAUGGCAUGUGCUUGAAGAGAUCAGGUACUCACGAUGUUCAGGCACUCUACUGCUCAUGCACCGGUGAUCUAUGCAACUCGGCUGAAAGCCGCACGCCGUCCUUCUUACUGCCGUUAACAUCAUUGUUGACGGUCGUCCUGGCAGUGCCGAGUGUGCUUC
Molecule: messenger RNA, 697 nt
Organism: Osmia bicornis bicornis
Lineage: Eukaryota; Metazoa; Arthropoda; Insecta; Hymenoptera; Megachilidae
Exons: 4
Coding region: 249-605 (118 amino acids)
Source: RefSeq, a predicted model, not a curated record